AAUGGCGGAUAGUGCAGGGCGUGAUGACGACGGAAUGAAUUCGGAUAGCAGUCAGCCAUCACAGAACAUCGAAAAAGAAGAGGGUAUACUAGAUGAGGAGUCGUCAUCGUCUGAAUCAGGAACGGGUACAGAUACCGAUAAGGAUGAUCUGGAAGAGAAUAAUAAUCCGCGACCGAUGCUUCCAAAACAAAUGGAAUCUCGCUGCAAACACGUCAAAGACAUCAAUCCAUCAGACCUCAGCCAGCUUCUACAGAAGAAGUUAAAAUGCAUGACUUGCCAUGAUUCAGUCAGUUUCUCAUGUGCUCAUCAAGAUUGUAUUAAUAGUUUGAAGUCAAGCUGUUGCAAAAAUUCCGACCACCUUCUUCCUCAUAUGGCGGUUCACAAUCAUCCUCCAAUAUUAUAUCACGAUCGGAAAUCAAUUCUAUGUACACGUUGCAUGGUCUACACUCCUGUCAAGCGGUUCCUCACACAUACCAAGUUUUCAACGAGCGACAAAGUGGAGCAGGAAACAAGAAAAAUGGAGCCUCUAGCUUUCAGAGGAUUGCUCGGGUAUCUCAAUUUCGGGAACACUUGUUACAUGAAUGCGGUUCUACAACUUUUAGGACAUUGCUCACCGUUCACACAGUAUUUGAUAGAGCUUAUACCUCCAGGUGGCUGGUCAAACUGUUCACACGACAUUCCAAAAACUGCAAUUCAAAUGGCACUUGAUCUCCGAAAUAUGUAUAGUGAUUUUCCUCUACCUUACUUGAGUCCUUGGAAAAUUAUUACAUGUGUUCGCAAUGAGAUGCCAGGAUUUGAGUGUUUCCAGCAGCAAGAUGCUAGUGAAUUCAUGCGAAACCUUCUUGAUAUUCUUGACAGAGAUUUGAAAACAUGCUCCGAGUAUCACCGAACAAAUACACUAAUCGAAAUGGGGAAUCCUGAAAUGGACUACGCAAUAGCUAUGAAUGCUCCGCACACGAAAACUGCAAUUUCAGCAAUUUUCCAAGGAGUUUUAGAGAAUCAAAUUCAAUGUCAUUCAUGCGGGUUUCGCUCACGGACCAUUGAAAAUUUUUUGGAUCUUUCAAUUCCAAUAGUCGGAGAAAAUGAGUUUGAAGAAAUGUAUGCAUCAAAGAAACUCGAUACACCAAAAGCACCAUGCACCUCAUCAAACAUUGAAGACGGACAGGACCCCGGAUUUCUUGUUCAUCAGGGAGCGUUCAACAAGACUAGUCUAGAGUCGUGUCUUGACAGAUUCUUUCAAAAUUCCACGCUACAAGAUGAUAAUCAAUAUUCCUGCAGUAAAUGUGAAGUUCUUGUCGAUGCCACCAAAUCAACAAAAGCUCACCGGUUACCGGAAGUGAUCAUCAUCCAGCUGAAACGCUUCCGCCACACAAUGUUCGGAUCUUGCAAAGUGGGAAAGGUGGUCGAGUUCCCGUUGCGGAGCCAAGAUUUUGGUCGGUGGACGACAAGUGGCGAGCCAGCAUUGUAUGAUUUGGUUGGAUUUGUGGUCCAUGAAGGAAGAAGCCUCGAGUUUGGGCAUUAUGUCUCAUAUUGUAGACACGAACAGGAUAAUCAGUGGUACAAGUUCGACGAUAUGGUUGUAACAAGAUGCGAUGCGACUCAAGUUGCCAAAAGCCAGCCGUAUAUUCUUAUGUAUCGUAAGCACACUACUAACGGAGAGCCCAGUAUUAGUCAAAACACUGAGUCUCCGUUUAAUUUCUUUGCAUCUCGUCGGCUCUUUUCGGAUCGAGAUUCAGAAGCUUGGGAUGUGAUCCGAAAAUGUUUGGAUGAAGACGGAAAAGAAAAAAAAGUAGCGGGAUCUUCUAGAAAGAAUAUAAGAAAGAAAAAGAAACGAAUGACCAAACAACAGAUUACGGAUAUUUUGAAGAAAGCAUCAAUUGAUGACGUGGAGCAGCAUUACAAAGCUCUUCAACAAAUAAUGGAUGACAUUGUCAAGUCACUAUCACAGAAAGAUCCAAAUCGUGACAAGAAUAAGGCGUCUCAAGACGCAUCAAAAGAAGCUCUUAACAACCUGGUGAUAUCUAUGGAAACGUGGUUUAAAGUGAUGAUUAAGAAAAAAUGGGUUGAACGUCGGCUGGAAGAGGAAAGAGAACUUGAUGAAACGCAUCGACUAUUGUAUCAAGAUGAAUCGAUUCCCAACACUUCCGGCUGAUUUAAUUAUUAAUAUUCACUGUUUUAACUAGUCAAAAGUUCGGUCUACAUAUUUUUCAUCUCCAUACAUUCGGUUCAAGCGGUUCAAGCACAAGAAUCACAUUAAUAAUUCCAACCAAGUACAUGUCCUUCAAACCUGUUAAAUACGCAUUCUCUCCCAUUCCAAUUUUUUUUUUUGCGAUUGCUCACUUUUAAGUCCAUAAAUAGUAUUUCACAUAAAUAGUAUUUCACUG
Molecule: messenger RNA, 2384 nt
Organism: Caenorhabditis elegans
Lineage: Eukaryota; Metazoa; Nematoda; Chromadorea; Rhabditida; Rhabditidae
Gene: usp-33
Product: Ubiquitin carboxyl-terminal hydrolase
Exons: 12
Coding region: 2-2152 (716 amino acids)
Biological process (GO): ubiquitin-dependent protein catabolic process; protein deubiquitination
Molecular function (GO): cysteine-type deubiquitinase activity
Source: RefSeq, marked reviewed